AAGCUGAGUGGAAACUCGUUGAUUAAGUUGGUAAAUAAUAUUUCUAUCUAAUACUAUUAAAAAACGAAUUUGGUGUGUUAGUAGUAUUUGAAGAAAGAAAGAGAGAGAAAAAUAGUAGUCGGGAAAGGGGAAGGAGAAGGGGUGAGAGAGAAAAGGAAUAGGCGGAGUGAAAAUGCAGAAAUUGAAAACCCUGGUACGGCAGUGGCGAUGUAGUUAUAGUUAUAGUUAUAGUUACAGUGCGAAAAUGAAUAAUAAGAAAGCAUCAAUGUUGGUGGAACGAACCCUAGUGACGACGGCACGAUUUGGCAAUUCAUCAUCAACGACGACAUGGAUGGGGUUGGGCUAUUCUGUUAAUCAGCGUCGCGGCGUGAAAGUGGCCGGCUCCGAGGUGAGGACGGGGAACAUUGUCCAAAGAAAAGGCCGCAUUUACCAGGUUAUCAAAGCACAACACACUCAGCAUGGCAGAGGAGGGGCCUCCAUUCAGGUUGAGCUUCGCGAUGUCGACACUGGUAACAAAGUUACUGAAAGAUUCCGUACCGAUGAAUCCCUUGAAAGGGUAUAUGUUGAAGAGAAGACUUUCCAGUACUUGUACUCUGAGGGAGAUUUGGUAGUCUUGACAGACCCUGAAACAUUUGAACAGCUAGAGGUCCCAAAAGAAUUGUUUGGAAAAAAUGCUGUCUACCUCAAAGAGGAUAUGACAGUUAGAGUGCAGUAUUAUGACGGGAGACCGAUGUCCACAACAGUACCUUAUCGUGUUACAUGCACAGUUGUUGAAGCUCAAGCUCCUAUGAAGGGCCUCUCUGUGAAUCCUCAGUACAAAAAGGUUUUACUGGAUAAUGGCCUGACAGUUCUUGCUCCUCCAUUCAUUGUGACUGGCGAUGCAAUCGUCGUGAAUACUGCAGAUGAUUCUUAUAUUACAAGGGCAAAGUAGUAAUGUGUACAUCCUGAAAUUUGGCAUACAACAUCUUACUAUGAAGAUAUUCAUUGUGAAGAUUUAGGAAUGUUCUAUUGUGACAAAAUGUUACUCCGUAACAUGAUAUAGACAAGCUUGAAUAAUCUGCGUAUCUAUUGGUGAUUCACAGUGGAAAUGUUUUGCUUUUCCAUGUAAAAUUCUCUCUCUCUUUUUUUUUUUUUCCUUCUGCUUGUUGUUUGAAGGAUUUUGCUGUUAUAUGCUUAUAUUAGCGUUAAUUUUGGCUUCUUA
Messenger RNA from Chenopodium quinoa (quinoa), 1201 nucleotides. Its product is annotated as elongation factor P-like. Bases 173 to 931 code for a protein of 252 amino acids. Lineage: Eukaryota; Viridiplantae; Streptophyta; Magnoliopsida; Caryophyllales; Amaranthaceae. Gene Ontology annotation, molecular function: translation elongation factor activity. Gene Ontology annotation, cellular component: cytoplasm. Gene Ontology annotation, biological process: translational elongation; peptide biosynthetic process. The transcript has 11 exons. The record is from RefSeq and is a predicted model, not a curated record.